Drosophila eugracilis is the source of this 472-nucleotide messenger RNA. RefSeq names its product male accessory gland serine protease inhibitor. Lineage: Eukaryota; Metazoa; Arthropoda; Insecta; Diptera; Drosophilidae. The coding region runs from base 27 to 326 and encodes 99 amino acids. The record is from RefSeq and is a predicted model, not a curated record. Gene Ontology annotation, molecular function: serine-type endopeptidase inhibitor activity. The transcript has 2 exons.
AGUCGCUUAACGAAAUCGGAGCCAAGAUGAAGUACCUUGCUAUUGUUUGCUUACUGCUGGCCCUGCUAAACCACUGCAGGAGUUACAGCAGCUUCAGGGAUCGUGCCUGUAAAGAAAAGCCAGCAUUUAAUGGCGAUUUUUUAACGUGCGCUGGCAGCUUCACCAAGUUCAGUUACCAUCCUGAUCUUAAUAUGUGCAUUAAAUUCGACUACGGAGGCUGCUUCGGAAAUGACAACCGAUUUGAUACCAAGGAGGAGUGCGAACAAAAGUGCAAGAAAAAUAGCUAUUAUCCGACAUAUGGGCAUAGGCAGUAUUAUAAAAGUUAAUGUUUUAGAUACAUUUCCUGGACUUAAAUUGUUAAUAAUGCACCAGACCAAAAACUUGUAAGACCAUUUACAUAUUCACAUAAAUUGUCGCCCAGAGAUUUGCUUUUGUUAGUUUGACGAAUAAUAAACAUUUUUAAUGUUCCCAA